Haplochromis burtoni (Burton's mouthbrooder) is the source of this 6378-nucleotide messenger RNA. Its product is annotated as rho guanine nucleotide exchange factor 28. The coding region runs from base 16 to 5517 and encodes 1833 amino acids. Lineage: Eukaryota; Metazoa; Chordata; Actinopteri; Cichliformes; Cichlidae. The transcript has 38 exons. Gene Ontology annotation, molecular function: guanyl-nucleotide exchange factor activity. The record is from RefSeq and is a predicted model, not a curated record. Gene Ontology annotation, biological process: regulation of Rho protein signal transduction.
UUGUCUUCCCUGCAGAUGGAACUGAGCAGAAGGAAAGUGCCUCUGUAUGGCGAAGCAAAGGUAUUUGCAUUGCUGGAUGGUUUUGACUCUGCGCCAGAAGAUGCAGAGGUUUACAUUGUUUUGGAAGGAUCCACACUGAUCCAUGUCACCAGGGCUCACAGUGAUGUCAUGCUCUGCUUUAUUGUGCCCGGCCAUAAUCUGGCAGAGAUGGUUUCUGUCCAGGCAUACCUGUGCUCUGAAACUAUACCUCUCACCUGGGUAGGCGAGGCUUCAUUAGAGUAUGUUCAUGAUGAUGCUCAGGACCUCGCAGAGCACCUGGUAAUCCAUGGACAUUGUCUGAACUCCACGGAUCACAACGAGCUGAGCAGCCUCUUCAACCUGGGCCAGCAGAGCUCCCAUUGGGCUAUGGAUCACCGAGUGGCCCUGGCUAUGGCUAACCUCGAUAUCCCCCCAAACUGGAAUGUACUCGGGAGCCACAGUGGAGACGAGCACUGUCCCAGAGAGUCUCCCCUCCACCUAGCUGUUCGAUGGGGUAUGUGUCGACUUGCAGAGCUGUUGCUUUGCCAGCCUGGGGGUUUGAUGGCUGUCAAUCUGCCAAACGAAAAUGGAGUCACGCCGCUGCAGCUGGCACAGACAGCAGGCAACACUGAACUGUUGGAGCUGCUCUCCAACCCACCCAAUCCACUAGCUACACCUCCCGCUGGUCUUUCCCAGGUGUGGGCAGACAGAUCUCGCCUGCUUAGGUUCUGUCAUGACAUGGGGAACCUGACUCUGACUGUCAGACAAAACCUGAGGUGGAGCUCGGAGGAGAGCCGACAUGCUGACAUCCUGCUUCUCAGAGAGCGACUGAGAGAUGAGGACUUCCUCAGAGGGAUCAAAGCACUAAGGAGGGAGCGGGUGGAGACGAUCUUAGGGAAGGAAGAACUAGUGGAUGAUCCUGCAGACAGUGCACUGUAUCCUGACAUAAAUGGAGAAAACUCUGCCGUUGAAGAGAAUGUUCCCAGUUUCUACUCCGAAGUACACGAGGAGCCGCUGAUGUUCUGUCUGAAUGAGGAGGACGAAGAAGACGAGCCUUCACAGUCUGACUCUGAGAAAAGCCAGUCCAUAAGGGAGAGCCAGGCCUCGUCUCCAACACUGGCUGCAGCUGCCAGACUGUCAGUGAUGAUACACGGCAAAGACCAAGUGUAUGCCAACGCCAUGCUGGUGGAUCAGGUGGACGAUGCUGACAUUAAAUACCGCUCUCCAGGGGAAGAGGAGGUCAGCCCUGCAUCUCAUGCUGACAGCUCCAGCUGGGAUUCGUUCUCUGUGACUCCCCCUAAUUCAGGGAACUGCUCCCAGAGCCGGUGCCUAUCGUCACCCCACAACAGGCUGAGGGGAAUCCAAGGUUCUGGCCUGGAGAACCACAGAGAGCAGUCCCCUCUUGUCUCCCCCCCCUGUCCUUUCGCUUCCUCCCCAUCUUUUCCUUCCUCGCCCCUGGCUUCCGCCCUCCGUUUGUUUGAGGAAGCACACAAGCGUCAGCCGCAGACAGGCUUGCCACGCUCUCCUUCUUUGAGUCGUAGAGGAUGCAGCUUCACAGAGGCAAGCCGAGGCCUGAGCCCUAGUCUAGAGUGUGACAGUGGAGAGGAGGACAUACUGGGACAUUCCUACCCAUCCUCAUCUAUAAGGCAACAGUCCACUCUGCGCUCUAGCUCAGGAGAAGAGAGAGACUCUUUUGACGCUUCUCCAGAUUUCAGUCGUGCGCAAUCCGACAUCACGCACAAAUCAACCAAGAGCCCAGAGGAGGCUGAGGUCCGUCUUCGCUCCUACUCCUACUCCUCCCCUAAAGCAAAGCCGUCACGGCCACUGCUAAACCGCGAUGCAACAAUCACUGAUUUGGAAGAAGAGCAGAGAACAUUCAACUUGACUGAGACGCCCAGAGAAAAGAGGGUUUUGGGUUUCCGUAAGCGGGCCCAGUCAGCAGAGGAGGAGAGCAGCGCACCACUCGAACACCUCACCCUCACAGAGUUCCUCAAAGAGAUCGAGGAUGAGGACUGGGAUAAAUACAUAAUCCCAUCUAAGGUCGAGUCAGAGAAGUACAAAGUCAGCCGGACCUUCAGCUUCCUCAAGAGCAGGAUGUCGAGCACUCGCAGCAAGACUAAGGUGAAGGGUAAAGAGGUGAAGGAGGGAAAGGAGAAGUCAGUCACUCCUAAUGGUCAUCAGUUUGUUCCUGUGUCUCCAUCUGGUCCUGCUCUUUGUGUGGCCUGUGAUAAGUCUGUUUCUGGGAAGGAGCUGUUGCAGUGCUCCAACUGUUUACUGAAUGUUCAUAAGAACUGUCGGGAGUCUGUUGCAGCCUGUGCAAAGAAACUGCAAGACAGGAAUGCAUUGCUGAUGAAGAACAAGGCCUUUUCUCUCCCGCAGAACCCUGUCAAAGAAAACCCACCAUCCUCCAUUUUCUCUUCUUCUUCCUGCCCGUCCUCUUCGCUUCCAACAAUGAACAGAGAAAAAAGAGAAACAGUCCCACCGCUUACUAAAAGCCUCUCUAUCUCUGCAGACAGCAGACAGCUGAGCGACUCAGCAGGUGCGGACUCUGAGUGUGCUGCUCCAACUUGCACUAUUAGCUCACUGUCUGAUGACGGGACACCAGUCACAACGACUCCCCCAGCCAUAGACCUGCCAAUCACCACACAAGAUACUGUUGAUGCUCCUUUACUGGGCGACCUGUCCGCUGACCUGCUGGGACUUGAAGCAGAGUCAUGGAGUCUUGCAGUCACUGCCGAAUUUUGUAGGCAACACGACAGACACACAAUCAAACGCCAGGAUGUUAUUUAUGAGCUGAUGCAGACCGAGCUGCACCAUAUCCAGACCCUAACGGUCAUGUCGGAGGUGUUCAGGAGAGGCAUGCUGGAGGAGCUGCAGCUGGAUUGGGACUGUGUGGCCCGGAUUUUCCCCUGUUUGGAUCCCCUGCUGGUCUUCCACAGGAACCUCUUCAGAGCUCUGCAGGAACGCAGACAGGCUGAAACCCAAACAGAGAACUCCCAAAAUUACAUCAUCCACAGGAUUGGAGAUAUACUGCUUCAGCAGUUCUCAGAUGAAAAUGCUGAGAAGAUGAAAAACUUGUAUGGAGAGUUCUGCAGUCACCACAUCGAAGCUGUCAACGUCUUCAAAGAGCUACAGCAACAGAACAAGAAACUUCAAAACUUUGUCAGGCAACAGAGCAAUAACUCGCUGGUCAGACGAAGAGAGGUCCCAGAAUUUAUCCUGCUUGUAACUCAGCGCAUCACCAAGUACCCAGUGCUGCUGGAGAGGAUAUUACAUUAUACCAAGGAGGGAAGUAUAGAACACUCUGACCUGUCAACUGCCCUGGCUCAGAUCCGUAAUGUUGUUGCAGCAGUGGACCUGACUGUAAAUAAAUAUGAGAAGUUUCAGGAGCUUCAGGAAGUGCUGGCCCGGCUGGAGAACAAAAGCUUUGCCAAGCUUAAGAAUGGCAAGGUGUUUCGCAAACAGGACCUGCACAGCAAACAUAGGGAUCUGCAGCACAAAGGGCUGGUCUACUGGAAAACAGCCACAGGACGUCUGAAAGAUACGUUGGCUCUUUUGCUCACUGACAUUCUAGUUUUCCUGCAAGAGAAAGAUCAGCGCUUCAUAUUUGCUGCUGUGGACCAGAAGCCUCCAGUAAUCCCUCUACAAAAGCUCAUCGUCAGAGAAGUUGCCAAUGAAGAGAGAGGGAUGUUUCUCAUCUCUGCAUCCUCAGCGGGGCCAGAGAUGUAUGAAGUUCAUACCACCAGCAGAGAGGAGAGGAAUGCAUGGAUGAGACACAUUCGACAAGCUGUAGAGAGCUGCCCUGAGGAAGAGGAGGAAGAUGAGCGAAGUGCUGAGACCGAGGAAGCCAGGCAAGCUGCAGAAAUGAGAAUUCAGAAGAUCACCAAGUUCCAAGAAACGCUGUUGGGUCAAGACCAACGAAUCUGCAACAGCCUGGAGGAGAAGUUACAGCUUUAUGCUGAGCUUACAGAAUUAACCCUCCAGUCACCAGAACCUGUACCACAUCGCCACCUGCUGGUAGAAUCGGUACCAUACACCGACAGUGAGACACCAAGACAGGCCUCUUCACUGCUCACAGCUGCACUCAGAGAAGCUGAAAACCUGAUCACCAUUCUCCAGGCUCGUGAAGGUAUCGCUGUGCAGAGUCAGAGCUCUCCUGUCCGAGGCCCUGAGUGCUGCAGUUAUAACAGCCACGGCAGCAGCAUUCAGGAGUCUCCGUCUGAGCCGGAUUAUCUGAGCACGCUAAGCAUGAGCUCCACCUCUCUUGGAUCUGACAGUGAAUUAGCCGGGAUGGACAAUUCGUUGUGGAGCUCCGCUGUUGAGCUGAGAAAAGGAGAGAACAAAGGGACACUGGUGAAGGUGGCAGAGAGUGUCCAGAGCCUGACCCAACUUCUAUACAGUCUACAGGCAGCUGUGACCCUCCAGGACAGCUGCUAUGAAGUCCACCAGCUCCUUCUUCAGGAGGGAGAAGGACCUCAGCUCCGAACCCUCGCCUCCCUUCAAAGCAGCCUGGAGCAGGAGAAGCAGAGGAGUAUUGAGAAGAAAAAAGAGGAAGUGGAAAAGAAGGGUUUAGAGAGGAAGAAAGAAGAGGUGGAUGAGGUGCAGAAACUCCAGGUGAAGCUGAAACAAGAGCAACAACGUUGGGACAAAGAAUGUCUGGCCAGAGAGAAACAACAGAGUGAACAGGAGACUUUGCUGGAGCAGCGGGAGCAGCAGUGUCUUCUGGAAGCUGAGCGGCUGCGCUGUGAGCGUGAGGAGCUGGAGGCCCAGCUGCUGGAGUACCAGCAAAAUCUGGACAGACUGAGGGAGGGUCAGAGGAGUGUAGAGAGGGAGAAGGAGAAGAUCGAAGCGCAACAGAGACUGCUCCAGAGCUGGAGACAUAGCCGCCAGAGCAGCCUGCCUGUUAUGAUUCCACUGGGUGAAUACAAGGGGUCUACCCACAGCCGCUCAGGGAGCCUGGAUGGCAACUGUUCAGUGUACAAGAAUGAGGCAGCUUUGCUCACCUCACUCCAACAGAACCACCUCCACCAGCCCACCAACAACAACCAGCACCAGCAUCCUCUCUCCAUGCCAAGAAAAAACCACGAAGACCCCCUGCACAGUUCCACCUAUUCGACCAACCUCGGCCUCAGUGCCAGCCUCUACAACAGCCUCAACACCCUGCUGAGCCAGACACACAGCAAACAGCCGCUGGAUGGCAUGACAUACCCGAGCUACAGUAACAGUCAUGACUGUCCUCAGGCCCUGAAUGACUCCAUCCACCCCUUUGGCAGCAGGAUCACUACACACUCACAGGAGACCAACACUUCAAACUUCAGACCAGUGGUGGACAAACAAUCCCCGGAUCUGUGGAGGUCAGAGGUCACAGGGCAUAGACUUUAUGAGGACGGCUUCUCUUCCUCUCACUCUCUUAACCCUCUCCUCCCCCCUCAGGCGUACCUCUCUCUCGAGGGGCAGAAUAGGGAUGAGGGAGUUGAGGAGAACAUUGUUUACCUCUAAAGGUCCAUGAGAGAAAAAUAAACAAUAUAGGCCACCAGUUGUAUACUGAACAAACAAUAAUAUGUCUGUUGCUUAAAUGUGUGUGUGUGUGCAUAUAUGUCCAUGUAAAUAUGAUGGAUUUAUGUUCAUCUUUUAAAAUCGGAGAGAUCAAAUAUAGAGGUAAUCACAGGGAGAAAGUAUAAACCGACUGUACAGUAUGUGCCUUUAUCAUUGUAUGUUGUGAACUUUAACCAUUCUCCUCCUGUGUGAUCAAACCAUUGUGCCUUUUCACAAACAAGCUCUUUGUAAAUCAGCUUUUAUAUUUGUACUUCUCGUGUUUUCACUUCUACCACAAAUCUUUUAAGUAUCUGUGCACUUGGUUUGAUGACAAAGGUACCUUUGUGCUACAAACCUUUUGACUUCAAAUACAAGAAAGUCAGGACAGAUUAAAAUUGAUGUAAUUUACGUCUUGAGCACUUAAAAUGAAAUAAGAAUAUAUGAGAAGCCAAUCAACCCCUUUUUUAAACUAUAUAUAGAUUAUUUCUCCAAGUGAUCUUUAAUGAUAUUUAUAAGGGAUUGUGGGCCUCUACGAGAAAUAAAAAUAGACCUAUAUUGUGUAUAAAUAUGAAAUACGUGUAUAGUUUUUCGGAGCGGCUACCUAUGCACAAUAUGUUGAAUUGUUUUCUCACUUAAGUGCCAAAAAUAUAUUGCUGUCUGAUGCUGUAAUGUCUGUGAAGAGAGGGUGUAUUUUUUUCCCCUGUUCCUUGAAAUUUCAGAUAAUUUAUUGCUUAAAAAUAGCUUCAUGCACUGUCAACGUUUAUAAGAUUUUGUUUGAAAAUUUGACUUGUAAUCUUCAUAAUCAGAACUGUGUUAUCAUAUUGU